Molecule: messenger RNA, 1038 nt
Organism: Adineta ricciae
Lineage: Eukaryota; Metazoa; Rotifera; Eurotatoria; Adinetida; Adinetidae
Source: the annotation of a GenBank genome assembly
AUGGCAACGAUGGAUAACGUUAAUCGACGUCUGCUUGCAAGUAUUCGUGAUGAACCAGAGCGAAUGCUUCAACCUAUAUCCGGCUAUGAACAGGAGCCACUUGUAUCGCUCGAGAGAGCCUGCCAACCAUUAGAACAUCUAUUCGACAAUAACGAAUUGAAACAAAACAUUUUCAUUGCAAAAAUGAAUUCCACGCAGCCAAAGGAUGGAUUAAGUGCCGAUGAAUCAGCUUCCAUUCAUCUAUAUACAAUGGAGUGGAGUGUACAUGAAAAUAGCCUCUAUGCGAUACUGAAUCGAACGCUACGUCUGGCCGAUCGCAACAAACUACGACCAUGGUUCAAGUAUUUGAAAUUAUUCCUCACAGCAUUCUUUAAACUUCCACAAACGGGACACAUAACUAUUUAUCGUGGUGUGCCAGAAGACUUACGACAUCUUUAUAAAGAAGGAAAGAAAGUGACUUGGUGGUCGGUUAGCUCGUGUACUACUUCGUUGAAAGUACUCGAAUCUCCAUAUUAUGUGGGAACGUCUGGUGUUCGAACAAUGUUUCAUAUCGAAACUAGAAGUGGAAAAAUCAUUCGAGCACAUUCUUACUAUCAACACGAAGAUGAAAUUCUCCUACCGCCUGGUCUAUAUUUCGAAAUAGUCAGUAACUUUAGUCCAGCUCCAGGUUUGUAUAUGAUUCAACUUCGGGAGAUUCAACCGCCCUAUAAAAUGCUUGCUGAUCCGUUCGAUCUUAAGCCGAGAAUAAAAGACGAUCACAAAACAUCUAGUCAAACAUCAGUUGCGAAAAAAGUGUCACAAACGACCACACCGUCUAAUAGUUCGCUAUAUUCUACUCGGAAAUUGGAGUGCCAUGGAUACGCUUGCGCUACCUGCGGCCUUUGCCGCGAUUGGUUUUGGCGCUCUCAUGGUUCGGCAGGCAAGAUUUAUAAACGUCACACGAAUGCGAAAUGUACUGUCCAAAAUUACAGCUGUGGACGCGGUUACUACUAUUAUCACGGCGAUUAUCGGUUAUGUGAGUGUGCCGAUAACAUCUGA